Molecule: messenger RNA, 1336 nt
Organism: Cuscuta europaea
Lineage: Eukaryota; Viridiplantae; Streptophyta; Magnoliopsida; Solanales; Convolvulaceae
Source: the annotation of a GenBank genome assembly
CAUAACUUGAGGGUGUUUUACCCCUUUUCCCUUCAAAGUUCAAAGAGGAAUGUUAGAAGAACCAUCUUCUUGAUAAUAUUCAAAGACGAAUGUUAUAUUAUCUGGAAUCCCCAUUUCUGCUGCAAACUCCACCGCCUUUAGAACCAUCUUCUAAACAAAGCCAUGGCGACCCUUCCAUCGAAACCGAUCCCUUUCGGCUUUCUCCUUCAUUCUUCCCCGGUCGGAAUCCACACUCGGCCCGUGGCUGUAAACCCUUAAAGGCCCGAAACGAUCUUCUGUUCUCUAUGACCCAUAAUCUCAACUACUCCGCUAACGAAUUCAGCUCUUCAUUACAAGAUGACUGCAAUCCGAAUCCCCCGCAAGAAGCUGUUCUCAAGGCAAUUUCAGAAGUGUCAAAGGUAGAAGGAAGGGUUGGACAAACCACAAAUUUAGUUAUGGGAGGGACUGUUCAUGAUGAUUCAACUAAUGAGUGGCUUGUCUUGGAUAAAAAGAUAUACCAUUGGCAGACUGUAUAGUCCUCCAACAAGGGCAAAAGUAGAUGACCUAUCUACUGAUUCUCUCAAAGAAGGGUCAAGAUCGAGAAUUGCUGGUUUUGUACCCUUGAAUUUUAUCACGUGGUGUGUAUAAAGAGCGGUACAUGCAAAGCAAGUGAUGGUGAGCAAGGUGAUUCCAUUGCAAUGAAAGAUGAUACUCAAGACAAGCUAGAAGAGCAAUUGGUGACAUUAUUAUCUCGGUUGUCGUUGGAGAAUGUAGAUGUCAACUUCUAUAUCAGCAAAAUUAAAUAUGCAUCUCAUUGUAUUAUAUAGGUAAAAGCCGAGAGUGCACAUUCAGAAGUUCCAGUCAUUAUUAAACAAAUGAUUGAUCACUUUCUUCUAUAAAAGUCUCAAUUCUGAAAUGGAGAUCGCUCCUAGAUGCUUCCUACUGGAUGUGUAUCAUUAAAGAUGAGUGUCCUUUUGUGUGCAAGCAAGUAUGAAUAUGCAAUAUCUAUACAUUUGUUUGUAAACUACAUAUUAAUGAAGCAGCUUAUGAGAGAUCUAAUGUAUUGCUUAUUUGUUGCAGUGUAUCGAAGAACACUUCCGUCUGACUAUUAAUCAUAUAUGUUAUUUAUUAUGUGCUCGAUAUUAGCAGCAGAUAAGCAAUGCAUAGAAGUUGGUUGGUUGGAGAUGCAUGUUUUCCAUUAUGAAGGCCAAUAUUACAUAAACUGGUGUGUAAAUAAAUGUGUUGAAUGUAUUUUAUUGACGUUGCUAGAAUGCAGGGAAAACCAAAAUUGACGUAGUUUAAACUUAUUUUCAUAUUGAUGGAGCUCAUGUAUAAGUUUUUAGACGGCGCGAAGAUG